This is a messenger RNA of Silurus meridionalis, 2273 nucleotides long. RefSeq lists its product as uncharacterized. The transcript has 2 exons. The record is from RefSeq and is a predicted model, not a curated record. Lineage: Eukaryota; Metazoa; Chordata; Actinopteri; Siluriformes; Siluridae. Bases 276 to 2273 code for a protein of 665 amino acids.
CUAAGCCUGCAGGUCCUGUUUUUUUUAGGAGCGUGCCAGAGACAACAGACACACUUAGUAUGAAUAGUGUAAAUUCUAAAGGUUUUUUAUUAUUAUUGCUUUUGGAAAAAACCUAUGAGGAAAACAGGAACAAAGAAUGGACAUAAGAUGAUUUGGAAGGUGCAUAAUUUUUUAGUACCUUUCAUCUUAAGGACACAAUUGGCAAUGUUGCCAUGCGCAAUUAAUUUGGUAGUUACAGAACUAAAACUCUUCCACAAGGUUCCCUGUUAAGGAACAUGACAAACUCAGGGAAAGUUCUCCAUUUGUAUGUUGAGGUGAGACCUGUACCUGAUGAAGAGAGGGCAAAGUUGAAAGAUAUAAAAGGAGCACAGACCCUCAUGGUACAUAAACCAGACAUCUUCCCUGAGUCUCAGCAUGGAGCCCUUAAUACUCCAUGUAGCUUAGUACCUCCACCUGUGGAUGAACGCAAUGUGGGUAGCAACUCACAGGGCAUUUUCACCAGUAAAUCUCCAUUCGACUUACACAUUAAUCCAGGUGGAGAAGGGCAGGCACCACUUCAAACUGGAGUAAGUUUGUCCCAUGAUGAGAUGUAUCAGUUACUCUCUGCCCUUCAACCAGAGCUUAAAAGAGGUACAGGUAAUCUGAAACAAACUCGAUCCACUGAGAAUGAGCCGUUCUGUGGAAGGGAGUCAAGAAUUUAUGGACAUUUUACUGCCCCUCCUACACCCAGUGGUGCUCGAAAGACCUAUGGAGAAUUGGACAAAGGAAAACUGUCAAUUGCAACAUUUAGUUAUAUUAAGAAAGCUAAUAUCAGGUAUGUGGGUGGUCAUCCUAGUAUAUUUUGCCAAAAUAAACCAGAGAAUCCAUUCAGAAAAUCUUUCAAUGAUCAAACCAUCUCCUUUCACUGCCAUGAAAAUUUCAGUAACUCAUUAGGGUUGAACGGGCAAGAAAGCUUUUGUAACUCCAACUCAAACAAUAUCUUAACAGGCUCUGUGAUUAAACCAAAGGAUAAUAUCAGUCUCCAGCGCAUGAGAAUUGCAAGAAACAGCACCCAUCAUGCUUUGAAAGAGUUUGGUUCCCCACAGCUCAGACCCCAAUUAGUUACUGCCAACUAUCCUGACAGAUGUUAUGGAACUCUUCAUAGACUACAGCCCCGCUGCCACUCAUGGUCUGGAUCUCCUGUGGUUACGCGUGUUGCCAGAACUCUGCCUGCUUAUACACAUCCAGUUGAUCUUUAUCAACACAAGUCUCCACAUGGUAUUCCAAGGAGCCCAGCAGCUCACAAAUUAUCUAGUGAUGCUGGACAGCACCACUUUAUAUCAUGCUCUGCUAAUGCUCAAUUUCAAGCAAUUCCAAAUCCACAAGAAUGGAAGAGUGAUGAGACUUUGAAGCAAGAGUAUAAGCAUAGUUCAGUUUUGCCAUCCAGCAGGCCCACAGCUAUUCAGCAUCAAAUUCCCUAUAAAAACAUUAUUCAAUCACCUCAUAAGCAGACAGGAAGUCAAAAAACAAGUCCACAGCAAAACAACAAGAUUAAUUUUAGCCUAACUUCAUUGUCAAAUGGGCCAGCUCCUAGAGGCAACAAAGUGAGUGUUGAGACAAAUAUCUUGUCUGCAUCAAGUGCAAGUGAAUUGACCCCUAACUUUGUGGAAGAAGCCACAAAUCUUAUUAUACAUUUGGAAGACCGGAAACCAUCUUUAAAUACUGUAAAAUCGGAGAGUGCAAGGUCAGGACAACUCAAUACAGAAGAGUUUUCCACAAGGACUUACCCAGAAAGCAAUAUUGUUCCUCAGGAUGAACACUGGGCCAACAAAACACAACAGAAAUCUGUUAAGACACAACGUUCUUCAGGUUGGGGGUCCCCACAUUUGUCUUUCAGUGGGGGCAGAGCGCUUGCGUUUUGUUCUAAUUUGCACCAAGUGGGUGUAAUGUCUACAUCUUCAAUCCAAGAGCCAUGUCAGCAGGGAAGAAUAAUUCAAGGGAUGAACAGUCCUGUUUCAUAUCAACACUCACUGCCCCAAUAUACAGGGGAGAACAGUAUACAGAGACAAGAAGACAGGCACUGUGAUGCAGGGAAUGGCUGUGGUCUUGGAGACAGUCCAGAUGCAGUAAGACCUUGCACACAAUUUAAUAGUAAUAUACCAGUAAAAACAACCUUGAGAGAACCACAUUUUUCAAGAGUCAAAGAGAACACCACUAAGGAGAACACAUCUGAAGUUGGAGUGUCAUUUGGAAUGCCCUUAGGUAUUUUGAGCAAAGAGGAAAAAAUGACUUAA